AAUACCAAAGUUGACAACACUGUUGCUGAGUGUGUAUGUUUAGCAGAGCGAAAGAUAGAGAGUGCUGAAAUUUGCUUUUAGGUUUUUAAAGUGUUUAAAUAUAAAAAUAAUGGCAAGUCAAGAACAAUCACCAAAAGGGAGAGACAUUCCUGCUAUUAGAAGAGUAGUUUUAAAUGAUGUUUCACAAUUACCCUCUGAUUACAGUUCAACUCCUGGUGGAACACUAUUUUCUACUACACCUGGUGGUACCAGAAUUGUUUAUGAUCGCUCCCGUCUUAUGCAGCUACGAAACUCGCCAUUGGCAAGAAGCCCUCCAGCCAAUAUGGCUAAAAUUCCAGGUAUUACUGACUUCAAUGCAGACGCACUGUCUCCCAAGUUGAAAGAUAAAGAAAAUGGAUUAACUGAGGAAAAAGAUCACUUAAAAGAAGAUGGCAAGUAUGGUCAUGAUGAACACCCACAAUUUGAGAUGGAUAUUUAAAAUAAAAAAAAGUUCCACUUUGGCAGGCCAAGUGUCUUUCGGUCAAUAGCUGUGUUCUUUUUUUUUUUUUUUUUUUUUUCGUCCAAAACAAAUCAAUCAAAGAGCUCCAGUUGCAGCAAUCUAUCUGAUUAGCCCUGUGUGCAUCCAGGAUGAGUGAUGGUUGCUAGACUUAGUGUUCUGUUGUCCAAUACAAGAGAAAGGAGUACAGUGUAUAUGUAAGCUUUUGCCCAAAUAACUAAAGUAAUAGUACUUGCUCCAAGUUUUAAAAUUGUCAUUAAUUAGUUUGUUAAUUGUAUUUUUUUUAAUGUAAGAAAAUAUGUUUUAUUAAUGGAUUUUAUACACUUUAAAAUGAGUAUGUUUCUUUAAAGUAUUAGUUAAAUAAAGCCAGUUUUUUUAUUAUGUACAUAUUAAAUUUCAACUAAAAAAAAGCAUUUUUAUUUUACAAUUUUACUGACUUUAUUGUACAUUACAGAUUUUAUUAUAUUUUUAUUUCCAAAUUUUUAUUAUAUUUUUAUUACUCAAAAGAAUAUUAACAUACACUGCUUCCAUGUAAAAUGUUAAAUCUUAUAUAAACCAAACCUCUUGCCUAAUAAGAAAAAUACAGAAUGACAGCUAUUAGAUUUUUAUCUUAAAAUAUUUAAUGUUUUGGUCUGUUUGGAGCAGAUAGGGUUUAGAUAAUAGUAGCUUGUGGAUUGACAAUAGAAAAACUGACAAGUGUAAAUGUUGCUAUGAAAAUAUUAUAUCUUGAGUUGGCCUACUGUAUACUGUGUAUGGAGCUAUUUAAAUUUUUUUUCAGUAGUACAUAGUAAUAGAAAGAAAAAAAAAAUUACCUUAAAAAAUUACCGGUACUCUUUCUGCUUUUAAUAAACAUAUUCAGUAUCUGAAUGUUUGUUGUGGAACUAAGUUUUUUGUUGACAUCACAUGUUUUCAUUUCUAGUUGGCCAGCUGCAUUUUAGGGAAUGGAAUUUUUUUUCUUAUUUGCUUUAAAAAAAAACAAAAAAAAAAGGAAUCAUAUCAUAUAUUUUAUGAAAAUCUCAUUUCGUAUUAGUUCGAGCUGUUCAUGUCAUGUUAUAGAGUUAGGCAGCUGUUCAUAAAGAGAUAUGCUGUUUGUAUGAUAACGAUUGUGUUGUGUCCAUUUUAAAGUACGAAUGAGGCACCACAGUCUGGGGAGAGCAUUUGGGUUAUGCGAUUCGGCAUUAUUGAAUAUUUUCUUACACUUUGAUUGGUUUUUGGGUACAUGUGUGUAUUAGUUAAAUAUUUUGAUUUUUUUUUUUCAGUCAGGUUCCAUGUUUUUGUAUGUUGGCCUAUCAAGCUAUUCUUUUAGUGUUAAAAGUACCUUUGUGUUUUCUGCUGAGCUGUCACUAUGAUUUGAAACUCCUGUCUUUAUGUUCAUUAUCCAAUUAUAUAUAUUUUUUUUUUCUUGUUGAUUUGACAUUGUUCUGUACUAACCAAAGUUACAAGCAUAAUUAAUUUUUUUUUGUACACAAGUGCUGCAUCUUCUGAUUUCUGUCUUAGGUUAAAGGUUACAGACAUUUGAUUGUCAAGGCUGUAAAAUGGCUGGCUACAUGAAGCAAUGUCUUACAGCUUAGAAAACCACGUGGUUGUCCUAUUGUUAACUUGUGAUGUAAAUCUUAAUGCGCUUGAUAAAUAUUUUUUUUUAAUACUUGUUUUUUGUUUUUAAAAGUAUCAUGUUCAUUAUCUUAAAAGAAACAUUUUACACGUUUCAUAAGAUUUUUGUUUGUUUUCGUGCUAAACUAUGCAUAGCCAACUUGGCAUGUUGAAGUAUUACAUUUCGACCCAUUUCUUUGCUUUUCUUUUAUUUGUAAUUUCCUCCAAAUUGUACAUAUUUUUUGAGUUGUUUAGUGUAAUCAUGUGGAAGGUGGAGCCAUCACAAGGCAUUCACUUUUACACUUCAAGUAUUUCAGGUUUAAAGCUCCCAUGCUGACUUGGUCAUUAAUACAAGUCAAGUCCCACAGGCUCUUUGUGUGAUAAUAAGGUCCAAAGUCGUCAUUAAAUAAAUAGAAGCAA
This is a messenger RNA of Biomphalaria glabrata, 2506 nucleotides long. Its product is annotated as eukaryotic translation initiation factor 4E-binding protein 1-like. Bases 110 to 478 code for a protein of 122 amino acids. Gene Ontology annotation, cellular component: cytoplasm. The record is from RefSeq and is a predicted model, not a curated record. The transcript is spliced from 3 exons. Gene Ontology annotation, molecular function: eukaryotic initiation factor 4E binding. NCBI's taxonomy places the organism in Eukaryota, Metazoa, Mollusca, Gastropoda, Planorbidae. Gene Ontology annotation, biological process: negative regulation of translational initiation.